AUGGGGAAGCGAGACCUGCAGAAGGAGAAGCAGCUGGAGCUCGCUACCAUAUGGGGCAGUGAAGUCCAAGGGGAUGCGCGCUUCCCUAAAAGGCGCGGGGCUUCGCAAAAGAAGGAUGUUGGCCUGAUGGCGGAUAGCGGCGACGCCGACUCAGAUGCUCUGUCAGAGAUCGGCAGCGAUGCCCGAAGCAUCACAAGCAAGCACAGCGAUACGGCAACAAAGGAAAGAAGGAAGGCAGCCAAAAAGAAGCGCACUUGCUAUCGCCUCCAUUGUUUUGUCGAGCCUGGCACAGAACUGAACGCCGUUCGCACUGUGUUUGAGGCAUACGAGCCUAAGAUCGAAAUUCGCACAGCUCAGAAGGGUAAUUUGCUCAACAAGUCACAAUUUGCAGUUCUCACUUUUCGCAACAAGGCAAUGGCACUGCAUGCGGUGAAGACGCUCGAUGGAACCAAUCAACGUGAUAUGUUGGGUGUGACUAACCUGAAGCUGAACCUUAUGCUGACGAGACAGCAGAGCAAGAUAGCGCGCAAGAAGCUCAACCGAAAGAUCCGCCAUGAGAAGCAGCAAAAUCAGCUCAUGGAAGAUCAAGAAGAUAUGGCGUUUAUUCGCAACUUUUUGAAGCAGCAGAGUAGCGCAAAGGGCAAGUAA
This is a messenger RNA of Leishmania braziliensis MHOM/BR/75/M2904, 648 nucleotides long. RefSeq lists its product as hypothetical. The record is from RefSeq and is a predicted model, not a curated record. The transcript has a single exon. Gene Ontology annotation, molecular function: RNA binding. Lineage: Eukaryota; Euglenozoa; Kinetoplastea; Trypanosomatida; Trypanosomatidae. The coding region runs from base 1 to 648 and encodes 215 amino acids.